GUUGAAGAAAAAUAAAUAAAAUGUGUGUUGUGAAAGUGUCGUGUUAAAAUAAGCCAAUUACAAAGAAAUUCUUCCAAAUCAGAUUUUCGGCUUUGUUGCCUUUGCUGUUUUUAAUAUGUACAACCUAUUUGUGUACUGCCACCUUGCUAAGUAACGGAUAGACCGUGAUUACACUACACAAUUAUUUACUAUCCAAUAAAGAUGGCGCUGCUGUAAAGAGACCAUUACGGUUGUUUUGGCUGUUCUCACAGCCCUGACAAUAUUAACACCAAUGUUGGUAACUGCUAGACCUGCAGACGAUACAGAGGAUAUCAUGGCUGACGAAGAGGAGGAGGAACACAGUGGAGAAUAUCACGGCCGUUUAAAUGCAACAACCAUAGCGCAACUGCAAGUGUGUGAGGCUAAUGUGGAACUAAUGGAAAUGUGUAUGCGCUGUGCAAAACUCACCAAACACAACACAGUCUAUCCCCAAUGUUGUGGUAAUUUUGACAAAGUCAGAGAGUUUUGCUACAACUAUGUCUACUAUAGACAAGAGCGUGGUGGAACCGCAACCGAGGCACCAACUAGUAAAUGAAGACCCUAAGAGAAAAUGGAAGACCACUUAUAGAUGCUGACGGAAACUUAUUUAUUUUCUAAGUUAUUUGAAUUGGCUGUGAUAGAAAGAAAUUGAUAUUUUUUAUUUAUUUUAUGAGAAAAGAAAUUUGUAUUAGACCUUGCGCUACUAGUUAGUUAUGUAAGAAGUGAAGCAAAACCGAAACAAAAACAAAAUGAAAAAGAAAACAAUAUAGAAAAUUUACAACAAAAUCUAAUGGAGAAGAAUGCAAUAAAACAACAAGGUUUAUAUAAUUUUUUAUAAA
Messenger RNA from Stomoxys calcitrans (stable fly), 857 nucleotides. RefSeq lists its product as uncharacterized. Lineage: Eukaryota; Metazoa; Arthropoda; Insecta; Diptera; Muscidae. The transcript is spliced from 3 exons. The coding region runs from base 272 to 574 and encodes 100 amino acids. The record is from RefSeq and is a predicted model, not a curated record.